Messenger RNA from Lathyrus sativus (Indian pea), 657 nucleotides. The record is from the annotation of a GenBank genome assembly. NCBI's taxonomy places the organism in Eukaryota, Viridiplantae, Streptophyta, Magnoliopsida, Fabales, Fabaceae.
AUGGUGACGACGAAACGGGGACGAGGGCGGCCGAAAUCCACGGUGCCACUGUCACCGAAGACUCUUACUAGCUUGAAGACUCCUGAGAUUGAAUCAAGAACUACCACCGUAACAGAUAAAUAUGUGACAAUCACACUCGAGAAUGAAAACAAGGAAACCCUAACAGAAAUGAUACAAACACAACCGGAGGAGUGUAAACUAUGGGUUGAUGUUAUUAAUGACAACCGGAACCCUGCAAAGGGACUGGCCAUGGAAUACGUUGCGCCAAAGGUCGUCAAUGAAGUGAUUGAAAUCGAUAUUGAACAAGAAGAUAUCGAAACGAAAAUACAAUUUUGGGAUAAUGCUCUAAUCCUUUAUGUUGUGGGGGACGAUUUGAGUAUGAACACGGUGAAGAACUUUAUGCAGAGAAUGUGGAAUUUCGUGAAAAUGCCAGAUCUUUAUUACCAUGAUGACGAAUAUUUUCUGCUCAGAUUUAACUCCCAGGAAGAUAACGAAGCAGUCAUGAUGAAAGGCCCAUACAAGAUUCGAAAUAUGCCCAUGAUAUUGAAGGAAUGGCAAUUUGGUUUCAACUUAAAGAAGGAUCUGCUAAGAACAUUACCAAUAUGGGUCAAACUCCCCCAACUUCUCCUGCAUCUAUGGGGGGCAAAAAAGUCUUAG